AGGGACACAUCAACAAAUGCUAACUUUCUUUUGACCCCGGAGAAUCACCGUGUUCACUAUGUCCUCUUUAUUUGAGCAUGGAUUGAUCAGGACUGCCGCAGUGGAGAGGGUGGUCGCCCCAAUCGCAAGUCAUUUGUGCCAUUUGGUGCUGCUGUGUGACGGUGCAGAGGACCCUGAGCACUUCACCCAGCUGGAGGGUGCAGCCCAGGCCGUGGCUAAAGCGACUGAAAACAUGGCAGCAGAGGCCUCCAGGGUAAUCCGUGACACAGAGGAUGAGGUUUUGCACAUGGAGAUGUCGUCCCUGUUUGAGUCUGUCACUGUGUCUGGACAACACGUGCUGCUGGCGGCCCAGAAACUCAACAUCCAGCCCAGUCUGACUGAGCACAGAGAGGAACUCAUCACGGCAACACAGAAUGUCUUCCUGGGAGUAGUCAAAGUUCUGUUAGUGGACGAUGAUGCAAAUAUCAGGAGAGUGGUAGCUGCUUCUGAUCAGGUUUUGGAGUGCCUCUCUGAUCUCGGCUCCUCCAUAGACAUCAAGUCUCUACUCAAAUAUUUCCAGGUGUUUUCUGAGGCUCUGCUUCUUCUCCAUAGUCUGACAAUGGAGAGAGCAAAUGCCUUACAGGACCCAAGACAAACCAAACAGCUUCUAGAUUCCUUAGAGACCCUGAGGCGGUGCGUCUCCAUGCUGCACACGGCCAUGUGUACCACCAUCAAACAUCCAACAAGUGAGGAGGCGCAGGCUGCCAAGAGGUACAUCCUGGACAAGAUCUCAGAUAUAAUCAGCAGGGCGAGGCUCAUGGUGGAGACUCACUACAUUUGUGACACACUCAGUCUGGAUGUGCAGAUAAAGUGUUGGUCAGCCAAAGCUCACUAUGUGGUGGAGGAGGUCAGGAAGCAGGAUGGGAUUCACCAAGAGGCAAAAGAGCAAAUCAUGAUGGGUCUACAGGGCAAAACAUAUGAGGAUGUCAGAGAAGUCUUGGCUACAGUGCCAUCUAAAGACAAAGAGGUGGAAUUUCGCUCUGACACGACAAUGACAUCCUGGCAGAAAAGCCACACAGAAAGUGUUAAUACUGCAGAACCCAAUAGGAACAUGGAAGCUGUGGCCAAAUUCAGACCUGGAAAUGUGGAAAAAUAUGAAGGUGUCUGGUUUGGCGCAUACAAAGAGACUCCCUCGUUGACACACACGUCGCUUUUUCUUAAGCAAGAAAGUGACAGCUGGGAUCCCAAGGACAACCGAAUUGUCCAGGUGACAAGGAAGAUGGCUGACACCCUAUGUUAUAUGACUCAGUACUUGAAGAAGAAAGGACCAAUACCGAAUAAAGAGGCAUUUGUCACUGCAGCCAAAGAUUUGAUCUCAAACAGCCAGUCAGUAACUCAGUUCCUCAGAGUUAUUGCCAACCACUGCCAGGAUAAACAGUGCACAGUUGAACUUUCCCUCGUAGUUGAGCAGAUUCUAACCAUCACCAACCAGCUCAACAUCAUCUCCAGUGUCAAUGCUGUAACACCUGGCUGCAAAUCAUCUGAUGAGAUCCUGGUGAAGAACACUCAGAAUCUACUCCAAACUGUCCUGCGAGGGGUCCACGCGGCAGAGUCAGCCUGCAUCACUGGUUUGAGGCAACCGGAGCCAAACUCAGAUGGUGCCGAGGCUACAACCUUGUGUUUUCAGUGGAUGAGGACAUUAGAGAUCCAUCGAGCCCAGCAGACCUCCAACCUAGAGACUGAUGACCUGGGUUUGAGGAAGACUUCGUCCCACACUGUAGUGCCCAGUCUUGCCUCGCCAGUUGGCUACAAGUAGUACUUAUAAACAGUUAUGGCAAGCCAUUUGAGUAUGUAUUCCAUAUCCUUGAUAUUAGACGGCAGC
Messenger RNA from Notothenia coriiceps (black rockcod), 1861 nucleotides. RefSeq lists its product as uncharacterized. Gene Ontology annotation, biological process: cell-cell adhesion; cell migration. The record is from RefSeq and is a predicted model, not a curated record. Gene Ontology annotation, cellular component: adherens junction; catenin complex. The transcript is spliced from 8 exons. The coding region runs from base 59 to 1795 and encodes 578 amino acids. Gene Ontology annotation, molecular function: actin filament binding; beta-catenin binding. NCBI's taxonomy places the organism in Eukaryota, Metazoa, Chordata, Actinopteri, Perciformes, Nototheniidae.